AUGGGCCGUCCUCGACGCAACCAACAUUCAGGUUCAGCCAGGGUGUAUCCCGAGUAUUCAGCGAGUCCGGCAGGCUCGUUCGACCGACUGAAUCAUGGCCAUCAGGAGCACGAUCAGGAUGGUGGAGAGGACGAAGACGAAGAGAGCGGCGGUAUGUGGUCGACCUUCCCCCCGCACCACCAUUCGCCGCUCCUUGGAAGCCCUUCGGCCGCCGCCUUCUUCCGACGCCUGGAUCCGUCAUCGAGCACGUACCGGAGCACCGCACGGGGCCGGGCGCGCGGCUUCAAGAUCUCGUGUCGCUGGAUCAGGAUGCCGGCCCUGCUGCUCCUCUGUCUUCUCGCCAUCCUCGCCUUCGUCGUCGUCCCCUGGCACCAAUCCAGAGCCGGGCUCGAUCUCAACCAGCUCAGGGUCUCCGAAAACCAUAGCGAUGGAUUCGCCGUCCACAACAUCUCCGCCCCUGACGGAUCCAUCUAUGGUAGCUUCGUCGGGCUCGGCGCUUCCGUUCAGAGCUUGUUCGUCAAAGAUCGGCAUGGCUCCUUUCGAGACAUCGUCCUAGGCUACGACAAUACUUCGGAGUACCUCCACCAUCCGAUCAAUCCAAGAAUGGGCUCCGUUGUUGGACGAUAUGCAAACCGAAUCAAGAACAGCUCGUUCGCCAUCCCUGGACAUCCUGAUCAGAUCUUUCGGACAACUCCAAACGAGCAUCAAGGGCUGAAUACUCUACAUGGGGGGGAUCCAGGAUGGGAUAGAAGACCAUUCCAAGUCGAAGCCAAAAACCUGAGCUACAUCUCUUUCUCACUUGUCGAUCAUGAUGGCGAGCAGGGAUUUCCACAUGAAGUGGUCUCUAAAAUUGAGUAUCAGUUACUUUCCGGCGGUAAAUGGAGAAUCAAGAUGACAGCACAAGCAAAUGGACCGACACCAAUCAUGCUUUCCUCGCAUGUUUACUGGAAUUUGGAUGCAUAUGGCUCGGACGAGUCGGCCCCGAAGCAUUUCCUACAACUGAACGCGCCCCAAUACAUUGCCACCGACCCGAUCCUGAUCCCGACAGGGAAGCUAGAGUCGGUGAAGAACACGCCGCUGGAUUUCCUCGAGCCCACCGAGAUCGGUUCGCGCUUGAACGAGACUGCCGGGCUGUGUGGCCAGGACUGCAUAGGAUACGACAAUGCUUUGGUCUACGAUGUCCAUCGGCCCUUGGAGGUCCCAGCAAUGUCAAUGUGGAGUCUUCAGUCGGGGAUCAAGAUGUCUGUCAUCACCGACCAACUAGGCGUCCAAAUUUACUCUUGCAAUUCAAUCGUCCCCAGUGAUAAGUCCAUCCUUCCCAUCCCUCGGAAAAAAUCUCAGGCCGGACCGAAUGGGAUUUAUGAAAACUAUUCCUGCAUCGUAAUCGAGCAACAGGGGCUCAUCGAUGCUAUUAAUCAUCCGCAGUGGAACAUCGAUAGCUUCUAUGGGCCCGAUAGACCUUAUGAGUGGAACGCCAUAUACGAAUUCUCAAUUGUCUAA
Molecule: messenger RNA, 1500 nt
Organism: Puccinia triticina
Lineage: Eukaryota; Fungi; Basidiomycota; Pucciniomycetes; Pucciniales; Pucciniaceae
Exons: 10
Coding region: 1-1500 (499 amino acids)
Biological process (GO): glucose metabolic process; beta-D-galactose catabolic process via UDP-galactose, Leloir pathway
Molecular function (GO): carbohydrate binding; aldose 1-epimerase activity
Source: RefSeq, a predicted model, not a curated record